Messenger RNA from Labeo rohita (rohu), 3546 nucleotides. It is a transcript of the gene dbpa, whose product is annotated as D site albumin promoter binding protein a. Gene Ontology annotation, biological process: regulation of transcription by RNA polymerase II. Gene Ontology annotation, cellular component: nucleus. The coding region runs from base 827 to 1912 and encodes 361 amino acids. Lineage: Eukaryota; Metazoa; Chordata; Actinopteri; Cypriniformes; Cyprinidae. The record is from RefSeq and is a predicted model, not a curated record. The transcript is spliced from 4 exons. Gene Ontology annotation, molecular function: RNA polymerase II cis-regulatory region sequence-specific DNA binding; DNA-binding transcription factor activity, RNA polymerase II-specific.
CCCGUGAGAGGUGAUGUCACGAGCGCUGCCCGUGUACGUUCCAGCUGACUCUUGCUACGAUACCGAGCGAGCGCUCGCUUUACCGAGUGCCCGGAGAAAGAAAGAGAGAGAGAGAAAGAAAGAGGUUGCGGAGGUUAGCUACAAAAAUAACGAGAAAGAGAGAGAGAGCAACAAAGAGGGCAGAGGAAUAAUAACAGCCAUCAGUCUUAACCGUCACAGCUCACGUUUAAUUGUUUAUUAUAUUCUGAAGAGGGGAACCAUCUUUUAUUUGCACACGGAGUUUUUCCAGCUCUCUCGAUUCGGUUUAGUCAGAUAUUGUAGUUUACUCGCAGUUUCCUGCCGACGGUGUGGGACUAAACCGUAUCUCAGGCUCCAUGGACGCCCGUCUAAUCCAACUCAUUCGUUUUUUCGGGGAAUAUUUCUGUCCUGGCCGCGAGGAGCACCAGUUAAAUGCGAUGACAUACGUCAACAAAUGAGCGGCGAUCCACGGAAAGGUUUAUUGGAGGCGAAACAAUCAACACAGUAUUCUUUCAAAGGAGCCAGCGCGUUUGAAGAGGAUGAAGUACAACUCUGGCAUCUUUCUCACUUGAGCGGACCGUACAGGACGUCAAAUCAGUUUCCUAAUGGGAACGCACUGGGACUGUGAAUACGAAUUUUAAAUGCUCGUAAACUUUCAUACGCACCUUUAUAGUUCAACUGCCAAAACUCUGUUUUUUCUACAUUUCUACUUGUGAUUGCAACACUUGAUUCGGUCAGCCAGCUCCACUGUCCAGUGGUCUGAAAAGUUACUAACUGGUUAAACCUGGACUAGGUGUUACACCGAGGAAUGUCCAGGCCAAUUUCUCAGCUUUUGCCACCUGACCUUCCAGCAGGAACCAGUCCACAGCUCGGUCCUGCUAACCCCGCAGGUACCACCACCAAUGGCCACCUGAACAAUUCCAUGGCCAGUCUGAAAUCCCUUCUUCAGCUGCCUAUUAAAGGGGACCAGAGAGGGAAAGACUGCUGUGCUGAGAUGAAAGAUAAAGACAAACCUAUAGACUCCGAUGAAGAUUCAUUGGGUGGAGUUGGGGGCAUAAACGGUGGGAAUGGCACCCUACGUUCCACAAACCAGUCCGCCUUCCUCGGCCCAUUGCUAUGGGAGCGAACGCUGCCGUGUGACGGCGGCCUGUUUCAGCUACAGUACAUGGACCUGGAGGAGUUCUUGACAGAGAAUGGAAUGGGGUGCAUGCCGUCGGGAAACACCUGCAGUACGGCGGCACAGGUCCCUUCUCAGAGCACGCAGUCGGCCGUACCCAGCCAGAGCUCCCAGUGCCCACCUUCUUCCUCUCCGCCCUGCUCUUCUUCCGCAUCCUCCAUCUCUUCCCUCUCCUCAUCGUCUUCAUCAUCCUCUUUAUUGGGUCUGGAUGUGCCGCAGGGCCCUGGACUGCUGGGAGGUCCAGAGUGUCUGCAUGGGGCUCAGACUGUACCACCUGACCCUUCUCCAAGCCCCUCUUGCCCACCUCCGCCAGUGGUGCCGCCCACGAACGUGGCUGACGUCAUGGUGAACUUCGAUCCCGACCCUGCUGACCUCGCCCUGUCCAGUGUGCCAGGCCAGGAGGCGUUUGACCCGCGCAGGCAUCGCUUCACAGAGGAAGAGCUGAAGCCUCAGCCAAUGAUCAAGAAGGCCCGCAAAAUGCUGGUGCCAGAUGAUCAGAAGGACGACAAGUACUGGAGCCGACGCUACAAGAACAACGAAGCGGCAAAACGUUCUCGCGAUGCCCGCCGACUCAAGGAGAACCAGAUUUCAGUCCGAGCGGCGUUCUUGGAACGGGAAAACGCCGCCCUUCGCCAGGAGGUCGCCGAUAUGCGAAAAGAGCUGGGCCGCUGUCGCAACAUCAUCAGCAAAUACGAAAGCCGCCACGGAGACUUAUGAAGAGAAGAAAGAAAGAACAGAAGGAAGAGAAAGACAAUUACUGAUUUUGAACAGCAUUUCAAGGGCUGUUCAACUCAUCCUGGAAUGGCAUUUUCUCGUAGCGUUUGCUUCAAAAAAGCACUACGAUACUCUGUUCGCUAAUUGACAUUUCUUUCCGUACGUUCAGGGAUCGGUCGAAUUAGCUGGUGUGGUGCUUGUUUGAAACAAAUACUUGAAAAGUGUGGUUCAAAGUUGAACAGCCCCAGCACGAGGGAUGUGCACAAGGUCUACGCGAAAGCACAAGUGCAUUUCAUCUUCUACGAUACCACCCCCGAACCUUGACUGAGGAUGUGCAAUCCAAUCUCUCAUAAAUACUCACGGAUCAUAAAAGCAGAUAAUUUAUAACGUCACGUAGCCCUUGUGAACAUCCUCUUUCUAUACGGGAUGAUUUUCUCAGAGAGAGAAUUAUACAGGAGGUGGUAGAGAUGUAAUUUUUUCUAUGACAAAAAAACAUUGUAUAUUUUUGAACUGUUAGGGUCAGCUAUAAUAGAGUAGAUGAAGAGGCGGAGGAGGCAACGCGGAUGGCGGCGAGAGCGCUAAAGAGAUUUUGACAUAGGAAAACUGUAUAUUUUUAUACUUGCGGAAGCAGGCAGGCGAUGAGAUUUUGGAAAUAAUCUUUUGUAUAUUUUAUAUAUGGGUGGGAGGGUAGGGGAGCUGGACCGAAAGAGGGCUACAUGAAGAAAAAGUCAGGAACGUUAUCAUUAAAUGAUAUAUUUUCAACAUCAGGAGCAGUCAGGCAGGUCAGGAAGAACAAGACUAAAGGGACGAACGCCAAUAAGACUUACGAAAAGAAACGGAUAGGGAGCUGAUAGGAAACUACAAAUAGCGAACGUGAAAACUGUAUAGUUUCAAUUUGUUCAAGCACUUGUUUUGGUAUCUUUAAUUCCUUUUCUUAAAAUUCAGUGUGUGUGCUCGUUUUAUCCUGAGGUGAGAGAGAGACAGAGAAAGAGAGAGAGAGAAAUGGCAUUACGUACAUCCUGUCUCGGGAGUUGCGGAACGUGUACAAUGUAUAUAUUUAGAUGUUAAAGCAAAUACGUCCACACGCACUCACACACAUGCUGUUUUUAACACAAACUGGACGUGGGUUUUCAUGGCCAGUACUAUUAUAUAUAUGCACAGACUGACUCUUUGAAGACGUGAACCAUGGAACUGUUAAACGCAGCAAUAUCGUUUCUCUCUCUUUCUCUCUUCCUCAAGCUUUUGACGUUGUGUUCGGUGCUGGUUUGGCGUUUCUCACCCAGGUCGAGUCGGCAGCGAGUGGGUUGCAUGCUGGCGCAUGCUUGCAUAUUUUUCCGCCGCAGGAAAAAACACUCUUGGUGUUUACGACCGUCAUUUUAUAUGGUGCUCACCCAGUCUCUUGACCCAGACGCACAUAACCCGACAGUUUGCCUAUAACCUUUUAUGAUUUCUUAUGAUUAUUGAUCAUUGUAUGAGGGAUCGUAUAUAUAUAUACAUAGACCUACACGAGUGUAUCUAUACAUUUCCUCGAAAUUAACCCCACAUCCCCCGCAAAAAACAUGCACCCUAAUACUACUGUACCAUACGAAGUACAAUAUUAUAUUAUAUAUUAAAUAUUAAACUAUUCUCUCACUAGA